CGUUCCAAAAAGCUCUCCUCUUCCGGUCUUCCCCCCUUCUGCAGCUGUGCUCCCCUGCCCCGCGGCGCCGCCGCCAGCCUCUCGUGCGCCAUGCCACCGCGAAAGCGCCCGGCGCUGCCGCCGGAUGAGCCCUCCCCUUCCUCGAAGCAUCAACCUGAAGCACAUCCGUCCGAACCCUCCAAACCCUCACCCGAUUCCGAGCAGCCGAUCAUCUCGGCGGCGAUCCUCGCCCAACUGCCCCCCCAGGAGCGCCUGGCGUACAAGCUCAUCUUCGAGGCGGGCAACAAGGGCAUGUGGAUGCUGGAUAUCCGCAAGAAGUUGUUGAUGGGCCCCAACAUCGCCACCAAGGUCGUGCGUACCCUCGUGACGCGGCGGCUCCUCAAGGAGGUCAGCGAUGUGCGCCACCGUAGCAGGAAGAUCUUCAUGGCCACCGACUUCCAGCCCUCUGCCGAGAUCACCGGCGGCACCUGGUACCACGACGGCCGCCUGGACACUGACGCCGUAACCACUGCGCGCCGCUGCUGCCAGGCGCAGGUCGAGAGGCUCGGCGCCGCCACCGUGCAGAUGAUCCACCACGGUAUUCUGAAGGACGAUCCCAGGGCCGGGUACACUAUCGACAAGAUCAGGGAUAUCAUCAAGACCAUGGUUCUCGACAAGGUCCUCGAGGAGGUCAAGAGCACCGGCACGGGGGAGUUCAGGGAUGUCAGGGCCGGCACAAUGUGCUAUCGGCUGGUGACUGGGGCUCCGCAGGGAGGGAUGAUGGAGGGAAUUCCUUGUGGGGUUUGCCCCAGGAUUGAUGAGUGCUCGCCGGAGGGGAUAAUCUCACCGAGCACGUGCGUUUACUACAAGAAGUGGCUGCAGAUGGACUUCUAGGCGGUUAGCCGUCUUCUGCUGUACCUGUAUAUGUGUAUAUGAUGGAGUGUUGGAGUCCAUUGGAGAACUCAGUUUCAUAUUGACCAAUUGGGGCUGUUGGAUCACACGCUAGGCUGGAUUCAAAUGUUCAAUUGGAACCUCUGAAAGGAUAGUCAUAGAAGCGCAGUUUCAGAUUCUGGUAGAUCGGCAAAAUCCCGCUCUUGUGCUGAAGUUAUAUAUUGACAUUGAGCAUGUGAACCCAAAGUGUUCCUGUUUGACAUCCAAAGGACCAACAAAGACCCAAUUCCAAUGACAGAGGCUCCCACAUGAGUGGGGUGUGGGGAAGAGGUAAACUGAGACAAGUCUUUCCCUGCAAAUACGGAGAUGCUGUUUCAAGUCAGUGACCUGAUGACCCAGUGAGACAACUCUCAGUCUCUCACCACUGCACCAGGCAUCCCUACUAUUGGUACAUACACUGAAGUUAGUCUGUAUACAAUCUCGAAUUACGAGGAAAUUAAGUGAGUAACUUAAUAAGCUGUGAUGAGAUCAUCUUUUAGUGUAUAUCUGCCAUCAAACCUAUUGAUCACAUUUUUCA
Molecule: messenger RNA, 1447 nt
Organism: Zea mays
Lineage: Eukaryota; Viridiplantae; Streptophyta; Magnoliopsida; Poales; Poaceae
Exons: 3
Coding region: 91-873 (260 amino acids)
Biological process (GO): transcription by RNA polymerase III
Cellular component (GO): RNA polymerase III complex
Source: RefSeq, a predicted model, not a curated record